AUGACAACCAUUGUGGCUGCUCUGAAAAAGUGGGAGGAAGAGAACGACUAUCCUGCAGAAGAGGCUGAAGAAGUUGGCCUACAGUUCCAGAUACCACCAAUUGAACAAAUGGAUGGGAAUUUGUCGAAGUUAACAAAAUGCAGGAAACUCUCCCUCUCCACUAAUUGCAUUGGAAAAAUUUCUGGAUUGGAGAAAAUGGAAAAUUUAGUAAUUCUCUCCCUUGCAAGAAACAAUAUUUCCUCUCUGGCAGGAUUGGAGGCUGUUGGAGGCACAUUGGAGCAACUGUGGAUGAGCUACAAUGAUCUGCAGCAACUCAAGGAACUCACUGAACUUCCAAAGCUCAAAAUUCUCUACAUAACGCACAAUCGAAUUCGAAGUUGGGAUGAGGUUGCACGCAUUGCUGCACAUGGGAGUCUUCAGGAGGUCUCCUUCAGGGGGAAUCCUCUUGUUGAGGAUCUCGAAGAGGAUGAAGAUUAUUUCGACAAGAUGAUUCCACGUCUUCCGAACUUGAAAAAGCUCGACGGAGAGCCAAUUGUGCGCUUAGAGGGUGAAUUUUAA
This is a messenger RNA of Lutzomyia longipalpis, 558 nucleotides long. RefSeq names its product dynein axonemal light chain 1-like. Bases 1 to 558 code for a protein of 185 amino acids. The transcript has a single exon. The record is from RefSeq and is a predicted model, not a curated record. Gene Ontology annotation, molecular function: protein kinase binding. Lineage: Eukaryota; Metazoa; Arthropoda; Insecta; Diptera; Psychodidae. Gene Ontology annotation, cellular component: cytoplasm.